Molecule: messenger RNA, 1047 nt
Organism: Necator americanus (New World hookworm)
Lineage: Eukaryota; Metazoa; Nematoda; Chromadorea; Rhabditida; Ancylostomatidae
Exons: 8
Coding region: 1-1047 (348 amino acids)
Source: RefSeq, a predicted model, not a curated record
AUGCGUGUAGCGGAUGACUUACACGCACUACGGCGAAUUAUGCCGUUAGCAGCUAGAGAAGUUAGGUUCAGUCGGGUCAGCGACUGGACUAUAAUGAAGGAGGAAACCGUUCUCUCGUAUUUGGUAAGAGAGGAGGUGGAAAGAACGAUGAUAGAAAUUCAGAGGGAUCGCAUUGUUAAAGUAACAGUGAUAAUAAAGGACAAGGAGAUUAUGAAAAGUUGUGUGCUAGUUAACACAAGGUUGGGGGAUUAUAAGUGUUGGGCAAAGGGAAAAGAAGACAAAUCGCCAUGGAGGGGGGACAAACCUGAAGUGUCCCUCACAUUUGACAUCAAAAGUGGGGAGAGGGAAAGAGGGACUUGCACCAGCCGGGUGGCAUGGCCGAGGAGACGAGACUGCUGUCUCGCUGGCGAACUGCCUCUGACAACACCUGAUGUCACGCACAUGGACUAUGAUUUCUGUCAUUACUCCGACAAUAAUAUAGAAGUACCUCGCGAUUCUGGUCCUAACGCGGAUAUUUCUGCCUUGGAUACAACUGCAUUCUUUGAACCGGUGGAGCUAAAUGGCAGUGGUACACACGUGUUAAAGACACUAACUGGUGAUACAGUUCGAAUCAAUCCAUCUGAAGAAAUAGAUGUCAAUGCAUUCACAGAUAAUACAGUUGAAACUCCUCGCGGUUUCGGUGCACAUCCUACUAGUGCAAACUAUGGACCUACGGCGGAUGUGUGUGAGUCUUGUGAUGAGCAACAGAGCAAAAAGGAUGGUUACGACUGCAAGAAGCUGGAGGAGUUUAUAAGUAAUAUCAGGAAGGAUCCCAAGUGGGCGCGUUCUCUACCGUAUGUUAAAUUGAAUGCUUCGAUAUCAAAAGGCUUGUCUGCUUGCAAAGGUCUACCAGACGACUUCCGUUAUCCGUUGUUUGCUUCGUGGAAUAAUAUCCCUUUCCAAGCAUGUCGGAUUGUUGUGAAUCUAAUCUUUGCAUCCGCAUCAAAUCAGGCAAUUGCCACCUGCUGGCUUGGUAACUUGGAUAUCAACGUGCUGAGUUCAUCAUAA